CGGCGAGCAGUGUCUCCCUAAGGCCAUAGUUGUGGUUAUUGCAAUGUAGCUCCAGCAUAUGUCACGGCUCGAGCCGAAAUUAUAGUAGGGACCCUUAGCGACACUACUGUACGCUGGCAGUCCGAUGCCAAGAGAUGCUAGCGCCGCCCUACACAUGCUGCACCUACGUAUUUGAUCCGCUGCGGUAGUUCAUUGCAUUGGGUGAUUACAAUCGGGUUUCAUUUAUUUCACUAGUCGUCAGAGUUUAUUUUCCUUCCUGCGUGCAUUAUACUGUUCAUCAAACUAAAUUGUCUGUUUAUUGUAUUUUCUCUUCCAAUUACCUCUUGAUACCUAUUUCUUCUCUCAUCUGUUUCCACAAGCAAUACACUUCUGCUCUUUUUUUGAUCUUAUCGAGAAAAGUGUCUAUUACUUUGGUCUUUUUUUUUUGUUGAUUUUUGUUUUUCUUCUUCGUCUGUGCGGUCCUUACUACCACUAUUGCGUAGGGUUGAGAUGCGCUCGAUACUGGUCAAGGCAAUAGGGUAGAACAGCACUUCAAACCCCUCGCUGACGAAUCCAGGUUGCCUCUGUCAAACGGGAGCCCGUAAUAACUAACACAAUAUGGUUGAUUAGACUAGUUCUUGGUCUAUAUGGAUAUCCAAGAUACUCGUAUGUGGUCCAGAGAGUUUGGCAUUCUUCGUUAUGAGAGAGAUAUUUAUCACAUGAAUCGGGUCUAUGUCUUGCCACGACUGGAGCCAUAUUAGUGCAUGUAUGUGAUAUUUAACAAUAAUUCAACAUACGGAUAACAGGACUCUCGUUUGGUAUUUCCGUAAAGCAUGACGUUUCUACGAGAGGGUUGCGUCAGAUAGCUGUCUAGUUUUUGGAGCAUGUAGAGUGAUGUAUCGUCGUUGUUAGAUAGAGCAUAAUUAGAGAAAAACAGGGUUUAUGCUUCGGAAUUAGUAAUUCAUAGGGAUUAUGAUAGGUGUCCAGUUAAUUCAUAUAUUUCAUCUUUAUGGAUGAUUCCUGGCUUCCCGCUGAGCUUGGUUAAACACUACAGUUGGAACUAUAGAAUUUGCAAAACCCGUGUUAUUUCCGUCAGCACGACUGCAGUAAGCCUGGGGAGCGGCGAGUGACUGAACGCUGUAGGCAAACACGGGCAGCUGUUUCCAUGGGCUUCCAUACAAACGCAGCUAUAGCAGGUGGCUGUGGAGCCCAAGAGCGCUUCCCCACCGCUCUGGUGCACGCAUCAGGGUGCCCUGUACUUUUUCUGUGGCCUGCUGGCCAGGCCCCUGUAGAGAAGGCUCUCGCCCUCUGUAGAAGAUUCCCCUCCCACUGAGCACAGCCCGCCAGCCCAGCCUCAGCCUGCCUGUCCGCCUGCCUGCCUCCCCGCCGACUGGGGCCAAUCAGCGCCCCGCCACUUGCGUUGCCCGUUGCCGUGGAAGGCCACCGCCCAUAGAAUCUCAUGGAACCUGGUGAAUAUCGGUGGCACAACCAGCUUGCCGCAACCCUUUUUAGUUUCUCCUCGCUUUCACUUUUUUCUCUCUCCUUCUUCUCUCUCUCCAUCUCUCUCAUCUUUUUUCCCUCCCCCAAAACUCAACCCUUUGCACAGCUCUCUUUGCGAGAAAGUACCUUUAUACAUUUCUUGAGCUUGUACACUUCUUGUUUCAGUCACAUUUUCCUUUUGAUACCCGCCCAUCAUGUCUGAGACCUUCGAGUUCCAGGCUGAGAUCUCUCAGCUUCUCUCCCUUAUCAUCAACACCGUCUACUCCAACAAGGAGAUCUUCCUCAGAGAAUUGGUGUCCAACGCCUCCGAUGCUCUUGACAAGAUCCGCUACAAGGCCCUGUCCGACCCCAGCCAGCUCGACUCUGGCAAGGACUUGCGCAUUGACAUUAUCCCCAACAAGGAGGCCAAGACUCUUACCAUCCGCGAUACCGGUAUUGGUAUGACCAAGGCUGACCUUGUCAACAACCUUGGUACGAUUGCCCGCUCCGGCACCAAGCAGUUCAUGGAGGCCCUCACCGCCGGUGCCGAUGUUUCCAUGAUUGGUCAGUUCGGUGUUGGUUUCUACUCUGCCUACCUCGUCGCCGACCAGGUCCGCGUCAUCUCCAAGAACAACGAUGACGAGCAGUACGUCUGGGAGUCUUCUGCCGGCGGUACCUUCAACAUCUCUGCCGACACCGAGGGCGAGCAGCUCGGCCGCGGUACCUCCAUCAUUCUCCACCUCAAGGACGAGCAGGCCGAGUACCUUGAUGAGGCCAAGAUCAAGGAGGUCAUCAAGAAGCACUCCGAGUUCAUCUCCUACCCCAUCUACCUCCACGUCAAGAAGGAGACCGAGACUGAGGUCCCCGACGAGGACGCCGAGGAAGUUGAGGAGGUCGAGGGCGACGACAAGAAGCCCAAGGUCGAGGAGGUUGACGACGAGGAUGAGGACAAGGAGAAGAAGAAGAAGACCAAGACCGUCAAGGAGACCAAGAUUGAGGAGGAAGAGCUCAACAAGCAGAAGCCUAUCUGGACCCGCAACCCUCAGGACAUCACCACCGAGGAGUACGCUUCCUUCUACAAGUCUCUCUCCAACGACUGGGAGGACCACCUUGCCGUCAAGCACUUCUCCGUUGAGGGUCAGCUCGAGUUCCGCGCCAUCCUCUUCGUUCCCAAGCGCGCUCCCUUCGAUCUCUUUGAGACCAAGAAGACGAAGAACAACAUCAAGCUCUACGUCCGUCGUGUCUUCAUCACCGACGAUGCCACCGACCUCGUUCCCGAGUGGCUCAGCUUCGUCAAGGGUGUUGUCGACUCUGAGGAUCUUCCCCUCAACUUGUCUCGUGAGACCCUUCAGCAGAACAAGAUUAUGAAGGUCAUCAAGAAGAACAUCGUCAAGAAGUCUCUUGAGCUCUUCCAGGAGAUUGCUGAGGACAAGGAGCAGUUUGACAAGUUCUACUCUGCCUUCUCCAAGAACCUCAAGCUCGGUAUCCACGAGGACUCCCAGAACCGCAACAUCCUCGCCAAGCUUCUCCGCUUCAACUCCACCAAGUCUGGCGAUGAGCAGACCUCUCUGUCCGACUACGUUACUCGCAUGCCCGAGCACCAGAACAACAUGUACUACAUCACUGGCGAGUCCAUCAACGCCGUCUCCAAGUCUCCCUUCCUUGACGCCCUCAAGGCCAAGGGCUUCGAGGUUCUCUUCCUUGUCGACCCCAUUGACGAGUACGCCAUGACUCAGCUCAAGGAGUUCGAGGGCAAGAAGCUCGUUGACAUCACCAAGGACUUCGAGCUCGAGGAGACCGAGGAGGAGAAGAAGGCCCGUGAGGAGGAGGAGAAGGAGUACGAGUCCCUUGCCAAGAGCCUCAAGAACGUCCUCGGCGAGAAGGUCGAGAAGGUUGUUGUCUCCCACAAGCUCGGCUCCUCUCCCUGCGCCAUCCGUACCGGCCAGUUCGGUUGGUCCGCCAACAUGGAGCGUAUCAUGAAGGCCCAGGCCCUCCGUGACACCUCCAUGUCCAGCUACAUGUCCUCUAAGAAGACCUUUGAGAUCUCUCCCAGCUCCACCAUCAUCAAGGAACUCAAGAACAAGGUCGAGGCUGACGGCGAGAACGACCGUACCGUCAAGUCCAUUGUCCAGCUCCUCUUCGAGACCUCUCUCCUCGUCUCUGGCUUCACCAUUGAGGAGCCCGCCGGCUUCGCCGAGCGCAUCCACAAGCUUGUUCAGCUCGGCCUCAACAUUGAGGAGGACGAGUCUGCCCCUGCUGAGCCUGCCGCCACUGGCGCCGAGCCCGCUGCUGCUGCCGCUGACUCCGCCAUGGAGGAGGUUGACUAAAUGGUUAACACCCAACCAUUGCCUUUGGCAAAAAAAAAAAAGUUCUUGGGAGUUAAUAUGGCUUUUCUAGAACACACAUGACUGGGUUAUGUGUUGUGAUGUUCUUCUUUGUUACUUAAUGAGAUAACUUUUUCCCUUUUUUGCGAUUCGUUUUGGCUCUUCAUCUGGCCUCAAUGAUUCGGUCCCCCGCGCUUGUGUCGGCUCUUCUCAGAGCUGGUUCAAGGACAUAGAAGGGGGUUUGUACUCUAGCUAGAUGUCUGACGAAAACCUGCAAAUGAAGUUAGAUGCGUCAAUGAAAAAAAUAUUCAAGUU
Messenger RNA from [Torrubiella] hemipterigena, 4097 nucleotides. Lineage: Eukaryota; Fungi; Ascomycota; Sordariomycetes; Hypocreales; Clavicipitaceae. The record is from the annotation of a GenBank genome assembly.